CCGGCAGCUGAAUAAUGAUAAAAAAAAAAGAGAGAAAAACAACAGAGGGAAAACAGCAGCUUAAAAAUGCAGGGAUAACUGACAGGAGCAUGCAUACAGGUUUUGGAAAUGCAAUGACGUCUGAGAAAUGUUUUCUUUUGAAGUUUUGAGGAAGAGCAUGAUCGGUUUCAGAGGACAAGGGGGGGGUCAGAGGACGGGGUCCGGUGGCAGCCAGUGAAAGGACCCGAGCCCUCAUGUGAAACACAGAGGAAUUAAAAGGUAAAGGGCAGAGAAAAAGCAACAGAGGCAGACUGGCGGGCCGCAGACUGAACGUCAGGAUGGGUGUGAAGCGCAAGGCGGCCGCUGCUAUCUUGGUCCUGCUGCUGUGUCUUGGAUCACUGUGGCUGCAGGGAGGUUUGGACUAUCACUGGGAUUCCUGUUUAAAAGGUUACAAUCAAGUUAACAAGCCCCCGCUGCAGAAUCAGCCUCACCAGCUGUCCAACAGCAGCGAGGCAGACGAGACGCAGGGCCCGCCUGUUCUCGCUCUGUGCCCCGGCCAGAACUUCCAGGUGUCGGUGUUGGUCUCCCACCUGCUGGUUGCUCGGGCUUACACCUCGGAUGUGCUGCUGCAGCCGUAUCUGUCCAGCUGGGACGAACUUGUAAAGUUCAUGGAGUCUCUGGGCCCUAUGGUUAGUUUAAUAUCAAAGGAGAUAGAGACUAAGACUGCUAUAAUCCGCCAACUGGCCCUGCUUUCUGAGAAGGGCCCAGAAGAAGAGUUUGUCCCAGACAUGCACUCAGAAAACUUUGAAAACUCACAAACUGCGGUGAAAAAGUCUGCUGGGUAUUCGCAGGAUACGGGGGCCUACCACUCGGUGCGCUCAAUGAUUUGGACUGAGCUGAAUCGAGGCAUAGUCGAUUUCCACCACCAGACAGACUCAGGAUGCCGAACCCUUCUGCGACUCCAUCGAGCUCUGCUCUGGUUGAAACUCUUCCUGCAGAAGCUGGCAGAGACGCCGACGGCCGGACGGCUCAGGAGUCCCUCGGAUCUGUGUCGGGAGGCGUACCAGAACACCCUGUCUCAUCACCACACUUGGUUUGUCCGGCGGGCGGCCGAGUUGGCCUUCAUUGCCCUGCCGGAGCGAGGAUUUUUCUUCAGGCUGGUGUGUGUGCAGAACCAGGAGGAGCUGAGCGUGGUGUUAACCAGAGUAGUUAACGCCAUUGGAGAAAUCUAUGACAGGACACAGAAAGCACUGGAGGAAAAUGGCAUGCUGGACUUACCUUGACAAUGUGAAUCCUCUUUUUGUCUUUGAAAUCACUGUUAAACUUUCAAUUUCAAUCAAAAACGAAGCAAACCUUUCAAAACCAGCUGAGAAGACUAUUACUGAAGUCAAAAGAUAAACAGUCUGAGCUUAUCAUCGAAUUACCUUUGAGAUAAUUUGAUGAAACAGAUGACAAACGGAGGCACCAACUCAUUUAAUCGAGUAAAAACACCAUUAUAAAAGCAUCUGCGUAAAGCAUUUAACAAAGGAAGCAGUGUUUUGUGACUGAAUCAGACUUUAAUGGCUCUUGUUUGUGUAUCUUCCUCUGCCUGUUAGGGCACUUUUCUAUGGAUUAGAUAAUAACUGCCUGAUUAAGUGUGAAUAAUGUCAUGCGCAUUGAUUUUGUACGCUGAUGCCAACAAAUUGCCACAGCACCAGUCUCCCAUGAUGAGAGAGGUCUCAUGUGAAACAAUGACGGCAUGCUGCAUUUUAGAGUAAAUGUGCCAACAUGGCAGACAAUAAGAACAUUUUCUGUCAUACUUAGAAAAAUUAAGAUUUAGUAAGACAAGAAAAAAAGUACUUGGCAGUUUAAAAAAAUAAAAAAAAUGCUGCAAGAAGCCAAAAUAUGCAACUGUAUACAUUAAUCCAGGUCUGGAUGAGUCUGAAAAAAAAGGUUGUCCCUUUAUUCAUUCCUGUAUGUUUUUUUUUCCCCCUUCAGGUUAGAAGAGGUUAAAAUGUGUUAAAUGUAGCAACAUUGUCAUCAGAGUCUGGAAAAGUAUGACAUUUUUACCUUGACAUGCUGAUCACCGUUGUAAUGUGAUCAUUCAUCCAGCAGAGGCUCCAGUACUCUACUUUGGAGUAAUCUUUCUUUUACAACCCUGACAGACUUAUACAACAUAAGAUCAUGUAAUACAUCAAAGAAAAAUAAAUAAAUAGGCUUUAUGCAUUCAGCUUUCUUAAAGAAAGUAUCUUGCAACUAGCAUUCACUGGUUUACAUCAUACUAUUUUAAAAAACUUAUAAUGCUUCAUAAUCCUCACCUCCUGCCUUUCCUUUCAUUGCUGUCUUUCUAAGGAGGAGAGAAAAGAAAGGAGGGCUAAAGAUAUAGCUUGAAACCAUGGAAGAGAGCUGAAGCCAUUCUUUAUAACAGCAUUUACAUGAAAAAUAUGUUAGAUUGUAUUAUUAUGAUCCUACAUCAGAUUAUAUGUCUAAGUUUAAGCAGUUUUCUGUUAAAAAAUAAAUACAGAGAGUGAAUUUUGACUUUCACCAUAAUAACUUAGUUUAAAAAGUGUACAUAUCCCACCAAGUACCACUCAUUCUAUUUCAUAGCAUCAAAAGGCGAAAACAAAACUUCUACUAUUUAAGAUUAUCUCCAAAUUUCAGGGAAUGGUUUUGAUUUUUUUUUUAAGGGAGAUUCUGUUAAAAUAUUAUAAGCAGUCCAUAUCUUAUCUGCAGUAUAUUGUCCUCUUGGUGUCUUUAGCUUAGCAUAGACCCAGACUGGUUGGAGCAACAAGCGGAAGCUAACGGCUAGCUAGUCCAAGAACAGCCAAGACCAAAGCAAACUCGUAACUUCUUAAAGCAACGGCAGUCUUAGAAAUCUCCCAGUUUUUGUUUUUGUUUUUGUUUUUUGUUUAAGGCCGUUUUAUAAACCUUUAAACUGUUGCCAUGUUUGAAUUGGACAGUUACUUACAGAAAACCUGAUACGAGAAAAGGAGGUACGAGUCGGUGCAUCGCUAAUAGUCUUCCUGUAGGAAACAAACAUAUAGUAAGAAAGAUACAUGUGGGAUAUUAUGGAUAGAGUUAUUGGCUGAUUUAAAAGUAAAGCGGAAUAUUUUAGAGGUUUAGGUAAACUUCUACCUCCUACCUUUAUUUCCUUUCAAAGCAAACAUCAAUUUCGGUGUAAAUAAUACUCAAUGUAAACAUGAUGACUGAAUAAAGGUACAACUGCUAUGAUGUUUUUGAUUCUGAUCCCUCCAGACUUAUUGUUACACUCAGUGUCCAGUGUAAACUAAUAUGAAAUUAAACUAAACUAAAAUAGUUAAAUCACGAAUUACUUUCAACUAUAUGACUGACUGUCACAUAAAAAAUUGUGUACUACUACUUUAACAACUCUAAUCUAAAAAAGUGUUGAAACUUUUUUUUUGAAACUUUAAAUACUUGUCACAUUUGCGUGGAAUUGCUAUGUACCACUGAGAUUAUUUUGAGUGAGAUUACAGAAUAUAUUUACAAA
Poecilia latipinna (sailfin molly) is the source of this 3466-nucleotide messenger RNA. RefSeq names its product glycolipid transfer protein domain containing 2b (gene gltpd2b). The transcript has 4 exons. The record is from RefSeq and is a predicted model, not a curated record. Gene Ontology annotation, biological process: intermembrane lipid transfer; ceramide transport. Gene Ontology annotation, molecular function: ceramide 1-phosphate transfer activity; ceramide 1-phosphate binding. Lineage: Eukaryota; Metazoa; Chordata; Actinopteri; Cyprinodontiformes; Poeciliidae. The coding region runs from base 318 to 1262 and encodes 314 amino acids. Gene Ontology annotation, cellular component: cytoplasm; cytosol; membrane.